Messenger RNA from Coccomyxa subellipsoidea C-169, 1216 nucleotides. Its product is annotated as DAGAT-domain-containing protein. Lineage: Eukaryota; Viridiplantae; Chlorophyta; Trebouxiophyceae; Coccomyxaceae. The transcript has 6 exons. The coding region runs from base 257 to 1216 and encodes 319 amino acids. Gene Ontology annotation, molecular function: diacylglycerol O-acyltransferase activity. Gene Ontology annotation, biological process: triglyceride biosynthetic process. The record is from RefSeq and is a predicted model, not a curated record. Gene Ontology annotation, cellular component: endoplasmic reticulum membrane.
GCAGCAAAGCCCCUGCUCAACAUGCCAAUUCACAGCACUAUAAUGUAGCUAGAGUUGUGUACACAGUUGUUAAGCGCACAACGGCUUUCUGUUAAUGAGUCCACAACCACGAUGCUGAGGAUGAUGUUUUGAGGUCCUUCAAGGACACUAGGCAACCUUGUCGUAAUUUACUAACUUACUGAUAACCCGAUGAUCUCUUACAUUUGAAACGUCUGUCUAUACUCACGUACAAGGCCUCGGCCUUUCCUAUCACAAGAUGGGUGAGGGCACCAGGUGGUUGGAGUUAAUUAAGUCGUAUGCAGCCAUCAGUUUGUGGGUCGGCGCACUCUUUGCCACCGUUCUGAGCCUGAUCGUGGCAUUAUGGAACCUGCCGGACCCCUACGCUGUUGCCUGGCUGGCCCUCAUGGGCCUGUCACUGGCCAUCCCCCUGGAUCUGCCCACGCCGCGUUGGGCUCGCGCGCUGACGCGCUUCUCGCUGGAGCAGGCCGCGAAAUACCACGACCUCUCGCUCAUCAUUGAAGACCCUGCCGCUCUGCGGCCGGGCCGGCCAUAUGUGGUUGGCUAUGAGCCGCACUCUGCGCUGCCGACGGCGCUGCCGAUGGUGUUCUGCGAGCACAGCCCCAUUGUGCCGCCCGCGCUCAAGUCAGUCAAGACACUCGCCACGUCUGCGUGUUUCUACUGCCCGGUGGUGCGGCACCUGUGGUGGUGGCUUGGCGGCCGCCCGGCAAGCGCGGCGGUGAUGCGGGGGAUGCUUAGUAAGGGUGACUCAGCAUUAGUAUGCCCCGGGGGCGUGCGCGAGUGCCUGCACAUGGAGAAGGGGCGCGAAGCAGUUUUCCUCUCCGGCCGCACCGGCUUUGUGCGCAUCGCCAUGCAGUACGGAGCGCCGCUGGUGCCGGUGUUUGUGUUUGGGCAGACGGACGCGUAUGGGUGGGCCAAGCUGGGCCCCCCGGCGGUCCCCCAGGAGCUCGCCGAGCGGCUGGCGCGCGCCAUCGGCUUCCUUCCCCUCUUCAUGUACGGCGUCUGGGGGACCCCCCUGCCUCGCAAGGUCAAGAUCACCAUGGUGAUUGGCAAGCCGAUUGAGGUGCCAAAGACCGAGCAGCCAAGCAGCGCAGAGGUGGAAAAGUACCUGGACACCUUCAAGCAGGAGCUGUCAGCACUCUUUGAGCGGCACAAGGUGGCAGCAGGGUACCCAAAACUGCAGCUGCUGAUUAUUUGA